This is a messenger RNA of Arabidopsis thaliana (thale cress), 105 nucleotides long. RefSeq lists its product as uncharacterized. NCBI's taxonomy places the organism in Eukaryota, Viridiplantae, Streptophyta, Magnoliopsida, Brassicales, Brassicaceae. The transcript has a single exon. The coding region runs from base 1 to 105 and encodes 34 amino acids. The record is from RefSeq and is marked reviewed.
AUGGAAAUUAUGCCACGUGUCUUCGUCGGAGUUGUUGAAGUCCCUCCUACUUUCAUCCUUUUUAAGAUCAAAGUUUAUGUGUUUUGUCUAGUGGUAUAUUUUUAA